Messenger RNA from Branchiostoma belcheri (Belcher's lancelet), 5661 nucleotides. Its product is annotated as transcription factor 12-like. The record is from RefSeq and is a predicted model, not a curated record. The transcript has a single exon. Gene Ontology annotation, cellular component: transcription regulator complex. Gene Ontology annotation, biological process: regulation of transcription by RNA polymerase II. NCBI's taxonomy places the organism in Eukaryota, Metazoa, Chordata, Leptocardii, Amphioxiformes, Branchiostomatidae. Bases 198 to 1847 code for a protein of 549 amino acids. Gene Ontology annotation, molecular function: DNA-binding transcription factor activity, RNA polymerase II-specific; RNA polymerase II cis-regulatory region sequence-specific DNA binding; protein dimerization activity.
UGGUCCAUGGUCGCACGGACCAAGUUUUGAGAGCAGCAGGGGGUACCCUCCGGACGGCACUCCUUUCAGUGAGGGGAUGAGGGAACGCCGACUGUCCCACGACUAGUCUCAGCCCCCGUUCAUCACUUCAGGGAGCAUGCCUUCAGUUCCACCUUACCCUUCUCCACUUCCCGUGACGGAGGGCCAGGGUGCCAGGAAUGAGCCGAGAUGUCCCCCUGGCAAGUCCCAACUCAAGUUCUCCAUUCUACCCCUUCAGUUCACCAGCCCAGAGGAGACCUCUUCCAGAGCCCAGCAGUACAGCAAAAAGAAGAAAGGGAUCGGGGCAUGGUGGGCUUCCAGUCUACUCUCCUAGCAGUUCAGAUGAAUUCAACCGUGCGUCCCCUAGCUACACGUCUCCCAAACCGUCGGGUAUGUACGGGGAGGAGUACUUUAGCGGCGCACACAGCUCUCCCGACCCCUGGGGUACCGGGGGCGUCCCGUCAGCAUAUCCUUCCAUCUUGACAUCAACAAGUUCACACAUACCUCCCGCGCCCGGUGCACCCUUCAGCAGUAUUCACCACAAUCCAGACUCGAUGGGCUACGGCCCUCCAAGUCUUCCACCCAUGAACACUUUCCGUGGCUCCAGUCUCAGCCACAACUCCAGCUCCCCCUUCGUCAGCAUGUCUUCAGUCAACAGCAGUGAUUCCGUGGUCCCCUCGAGCGUCUCCGCGUCGGGAAGCACCGCCGUGACCUCGCAGUCCAGCGACGCGCUCGGGAAGGCCCUUGCCUCCAUCUACUCGGAGCCCACCAGCAGCAGCUUCCCUUCCAACCCGUCAACGCCAGCCGGCCCGGGGUCUCCGCCGGCGCUGACCGGCCCCACCGGCCAGUGGUCCAGACCGACCAGCAGGAAUCCGACCUCGCCGCCAGGUCAGCCAUUUGAAAGCCAUCUACACGCACUACAGAGCAGGGUGGAGGAGAGGUUAGACGACGCUAUCCACGUCCUACGAAACCAUGCUGCAACCGAGGAACCCCCGAUGGGGUCGGGAAGCUCCCUACACCCCAUGGGGGGCCUCCUAGCCCCCGCCAACGGAGGUCCGUUCGGUCCGCAGGGUCCCGAGUUCAGCCAGUCCGGGAUGAGUUCCCAUCUCAUGGGCCCGGGAGCGGUGUCCAGCAGCCUGCCAGGCAGCCAGUCCGUGCCUACCCAGAGCGUGACGUCAUCCACCGACCUGGGGAAGUCGCAGGAGCCAUUCCACACCCUGCAGGGCAGCGGGGUGGCGUCGGGGGACAGGGAAGGCGUCGUGAAGGUGGAGAAAGUGGAAACCAAGGAGAACGUGUCCAGGUCCGACGACAAGGCGAAGGAAGGAAAGGAGAAGGGCAAGGCCGUGCAGAACAGCAAGCCCAAGAAGAGCCGCCCGCCGUCGCAAUCCACACGGGACUCGUUUGUGAACUCGCCCACGUCCUCGCUGGACGAGGGCCCCAUCCCGGAAGACGAGACGCCCGAGGAACGAGAGAGGCGCGAGCGAGACCGCCGCGCCGCGAAUAACGCCCGGGAACGGCUGAGGGUACGCGACAUCAACGAGGCCUUCCGGGAGCUGGGCAGGAUGUGCUCCUUACACCUGAACACCGACAAGCCGCAGACCAAGCUCACCACGCUGCACCAGGCCGUGGAGGUCAUUACCGACCUGGAGCGACAAGUCCGCGAGCGCAACCUGAACCCGAAGGCGGCCUGCCUGAAGCGGCGAGAGGAGGAGAAGGUGGAGACCAGCCAGGCCCUGCAGGAACACGCGGUGGCGGCGGGCGCACCGGCUUCCACCGACCAGGCCUCCAUCACCGGUAUGCUGACAACCCUCAGUUCCCAGUUUAAAUAGGGCUAUCUGAUCCUCCCUCACACUAAGCCUGACCAUGACCAAACCUGUACUACUACUAGAACGCAGGCAAGUGGACCUGCCAGAAUUUGCAGAACAAAAAAUAUAGUCCGUAUUGGUCAUUUUGCAGUAGCACAACUGUCAGGGAAUCAAUCAGAAAGCCCUAUUUUUCUACAGAGAUGGACAACAGUGAAUGCAGAUAGCUCGUAAGAUUGGCAUGCACUUAAGAAAAAGUAUGACUGGAAGAAGAGACUAGGGCAGUGUAGCUUGUUCCCUAAGUUUGCAUGUAACGUAUGGCUACCAGCCUAACUCAUGUUGCACCUAAUGCUGUGUCACAAACAUUGACCACUUCUCCCUUGCCUUAGUGCAAAAAAACAAAACUUCGUCAGGACUGAUUCCACGUGUUCGGAGGAGGGUUUAUAUGACAACGUCAAUUCUGAAACAAAAUGUGAGAUUCAGUCAGGUACAGGUAAUCUCAUUACAACACAGAUAAUUACCUGGCUUUGUGCCCAUUGUUGUGCCCAUUGCCAGUUAGUCCUGCCCCAAGAGUGAACCUAAUUGGCCUUGAUAGGACCAACCCAGCAACCCUAACCUUUCCUCCACACUGGAAUCAGUCUGCUACGAAAACACCAUGUACAAAACAAAUGCAGUGAUAUUAUCAUUUCUCACCCAACCUCUGCAUUCUCCGAAAGCAACAUUACCGAGAAGUUUAGGGUUAGAAAUACGUUUUUAAAAAGUCACUAUAUAUAUUUGUAAAAUAUAUAAGAGGUAUUAUGAAUUAAUAACUAUGCUAUCAUGGAAAAUAGUGCUGGCUUAAAUUGUGGUGGAGAAUUUCUGGCAGUACGAGGUAGUUGUUGGCUUUAUAUAUGCUAGGUUUAGCGUCAAGCCUCCACGGUGAGAUAGGUUUUUGGUUUUUGGUGCUUUCUGAAAAUGUCCAGGUUGGCACUGCAUAGAAGAGAGGAUAUUUAAGAUCACUUUACUGAAAGAAAUAUUUGUAUGCUGGAGAUACGAAGUAUUCUACUGUGCGAGAAAGAGAAAGAGAGAUUUAGAACUGGGAGUUUGGUGCAGUGAGCUUGUCAGGUACCUAUCCCAGGGGAGAGUCAGGCAACAGCCUAAGUGCUGGGGGAACGUCCCAAAAGGAUGCGAUUUCAAGGACUUAGAUGUUUUUCGGCAAAGGUUGCAGUUUUAACAUUACAGUCACAGUUGCUAAAACGUCUCCUUUUUUCCCCACGAAAAUUUGUCCCAAGCUUGACUGUCCCUGGGCAGGGGUAAAAAAAAGCUCUUCUUUAGACCACAGUUGUUUAUCAUUGUGUAUAUAGACUUGGGGUUGAAGCAAUUUUUUGUUUGUUACGAGAAAGAAAAUGAACUUCCUUGUUAAGGGUUAGGAUAGCCAAUUUCUGCACAUCCGUGACCACUAAAACUGAAAGUGAGCAUAUUGCUAAUGUAUUCACAAAGGUGUAGUCAACAAGAGGUUUUUCUUCUGCAAUUUGCCUGAUCAUAUUUGCAAAAGACUGAUCGGUAAUGAAAACAUUUCAAGAAAGGGCAACGAUUUCUUUCAGGAAAGCUACAUUUGAACUUACCAGUAGUUAAUUUGGCUGUUAGAAGUUGGCAGACUGAAAUAUGACACCCUAUUUUGAGGGGCAGGAACUUUGGCCUGCUGACGGCAUUACCCUUACUUUGAUACUUCUGGACUCUCUCUGCACCAUUGCUUCCAAAUGAUGUCACCGCCAUUAGUUGAGGAUGAAUUAUUAGCAAUAUCGCUACACUCUGUGCCAUUAUUAUUUAUAGUGCUAACUCAUAGAUAAUUGGUAUACGCUGCCGUUUGAAAAGUGCCCAAUUAUUUUCGAGAAGCCAUGGCGUGAGCCCCGUUCUUGUUGGGUGCAUGUAUGGCGUUUCUGUCUGGGAAAUAUUCUUUUUUCCUUUUCCUUGCAAGGCUCCCGUGUGGUUUGUGACAUGCGAUGGGGUCCCACUUUUUAUGGCUUGUGCCUGUACUUAUGUUUCCCAUUAGCCAAGCUUGGGCCUGGCUUUAUUUGGGGUCAUUGUUUCCUUCUCGAGUUACCGAAAUCUCAGCCCUUCUUCAAGAUUUCAGCAAAGGAGAAGUCUGGCAGAUUUUUGUCAUUAGCUGGUAGCAGCGACAAUGCUGGCUAUAUGCUAAAGUGUGGAGCCUCCCGUGGUAAGGCUCUAUCUUAAACAAACACUCGAAGGCCAGGUGCAUUCGGUAAACAUCCCCUGUGCCCCCCUCGCAGGCUGCAGAUCUAUAAGCGUGCGACCCUUGGACUGUCACAACCGCGUUGGGAGAACACCACAAUAUCAGGCCAGGACAAACAAAAGGAAAGAAGGGCUUGAAAUAACAGCCUACUGUUGUCAGUAAGAAAAGGCAGCAUUUUUUUCCAGUGCGGCUCACCCAAAUUUAAACCUCUGGAAAAAAUAUACUGUAGUUAGCUUCUUUAUACUUACCAGUAUGGCAUGUGUUGUCAGCAGUUGAUUUUUUUGUUCUCAGUAUAACUACAAAGGUAUUAUGUUAUGGUAGUGUUAUAGUUUUUGUUUGACCAUGUGCAGUCGUUCUAUCACAAAGCCCUCCCCUCAAAACGACAUUCCCGCAAAAACAGUACUCUACAUGAGGGGACGAGACACUUGAUACGAAAAAAGUUUCAAUGUCAUUUAUUUUCAUCUAUAUUUUACUACAAUAAGGUAGUUAAGUAGAUAUAUUUUGAUAAAGAAUGUCAUAUUAAUGCCAGCUAGCAGGUAGAUGCUUUAAUCAUAGGUAGAGGUGAGAAUAUGGACAGGGUGGUGUUUUAAAAAACGGUGAUGUGGCAGUAAUAUAUGAUACACCCCACUGUUGUUCUACCAGCAAAGUCUCUAACAAAAAAUGUAAGCCUCUACACAGAGAGAGCUCGUGAUCAAGAGAAAAAAACAUGGACACAGAAAAAAAUGUAGCAAAGAAUGGAUUUUAUUACCAUUGCUAUGUUCUGUACAAAGGUAUGACAACAUGAUCUUGUGUCCUAUUGAAGCUUCUCUACCACACACGAAACUCGAUACAUGAAAGUUCUAGCGUAAACUAUCCGACUGAGAUUCCAGCACUGUUUUUGAAAUAUUCCAUGGAGAUCUCGCAUUUUGUAAUUUCUGUACAGUAAUAAUUGAAUAAGGGUUCGCAACCCUUCAUUCUACGACUUUUUAUUAUCAUAUCUAACCCGAACCUAGCAGGCAGAUUUGCUUAGUACAUUGACAAAAAUGUAUAGUAAAAAAAUGAACUAGCCUUGCAGGGUUGGUAGGCAGUUUUCUCCGCUUCUUUCUUGGUAGCCGGUGUAUUUAAGCUUUAUAUUGUACGCUUUCGUUCAAACUUACUUGACUAGCCUAGGUGGCCAUUUUUAUGUGGAAUUUCUACAAACAAUUAGUACCUGUACAAUGUAGUUAUACAUGACAAGGUAGUUCAUGUAGUAGUUAUAUUUUAUUUAACACUUUGUUACCUUUAUUGCCAAUGUUUUUACACUGACCAAUAUGUUGGGAGGACGAGGGUCUUUUAGAGGUUUGCCGGUAGGUGAUCAAAAGAAUAAGGAAAGCUUUGUGUUGCAGUUAUAAGGAGGGCCUCCUUCUGUCUUAUAAGUGGAAAUAGCAGAGAAAAGCAUCUCUGAUAAGUACUUUUCCUUUUUGUAUCAAAUCAGGUUGUCUGGCAACCCCCUUAGAGACCCUUGACCACUCAUCCCUCUAAACAACUACUAAGUCGGUAUAUGGUGGCAGUUGAUAUUCAUUGGUUGAUUGUUUUUUUCCAUCAUUCAAUAAAUUGUCCACCUUCUUGUACAUAGGCAUGGAUUUCCUA